AUCUUCAGUCGAAAACAGCAAGCAACAUGGAAAACAUUCUAGAAAUGUAAACAAUUCUUUACUCAUUACACUUCAGCAACAAUUACCAAAAUCUAGUGUAGUAUUUUUAAUUGAUCGUUGUUCAUGUUCAACUUGUUCUCUAGCUCUUUAUUAGGUAUUUGCCAUCCGCCAAAGGUGGAUCAUAUUAAAUGCUAUAUUAAGUAUUAAUAGACAUUCACGACAUUUCGACAGUCUGUUUAUCCAGUCUAAUUACACAUAAGAUUUAGUUAGCAUGCAGGAUAACAGUGUGAUGAUGGAGAUAAUUGUGUAGCUGCUCUACAAACACCGAGGAGCCUUGGGGAGAAACAAAGAUAUGGUUCUGUCUUUGGUGAACCUGUGCGCUCGGGAGGUGAUGAAUGACCUCAGCUCAUCGCCGUGUUGGUUAAGUUGUGUGCCGAGAGAGCUCUACCGACCGCUGCUGGACGCUGCCUUCGCUCAGUGCCGACCUCUAGCCGUCGGUGAGCUCGUCCAGCGGUGGCCCGAGCGGACACUGACCGUUGUAGGCAGCAGAAAACUAGACCAGUGCCCUCCGAACCGGCUUUGCGUUCAGGCGCUGCUGCUGGCUGUGGUCAGGGGACUGACGGACAAGAGGUGUUGCCUGCAGGUGCUGGGUCUUAGUGGACUUCAGUGUGAGAAUGGGAGGGUUGAAGAUUCAAUGGGUGGAUGGUCCCUCACUGUUGCCCUUUGCUCAAUGGUGCUACAAGCUCGAGCUGCAGCCUCCAGGGCUCACAGGAGAGAUGGAGAAAGAGAGAGAAAAAGAGGGCUGGAAGCAGAACGUGAGAGGGGUGGCACUAUCAAACGGGACCGGGGCACAAUAGGGCAUGGGAAGGACAGUGAGGAAGGACACAAAGAAGAGGAGGUAGGAAAGAUCGAGUGCAGAAGUAAUGAAGGAGAGGGCACUGUUUGUCAUGAACAAGUGCUGUUACCAGAAGAUGACUCAGUGAAGGGUGUCAGGAGAAGGAUGGAGAUCCAGAGGGGAAAGUCUUCAUCGGAGUUAAAAUCAAACACCAGCAAUAAUAACAGUAAUGGUUUCUCUGACCAAGACUGGGACCAGGUAGUGGUUGUCCAUGUCAGAGCUGACGUUUUUGUCAAUUCCCGUUCCUGGGAGCGUGUCCGCGAUGCCCUUAGUCACCCAGGCCCUCUGCGGCUCGAAUGCUGCUUCCUCUGUGUGGAGGAACUCUCUGCACCUUCCAUAGCUUCCUUAUUGGGCCUCUUGCCUCAGCAUGAUCUACUUGGUGUGGACAUCCGCUACUCCAGCCUUGGAGUGUCUGGCCUGGCAAUGCUACUUCCAUUGUUAGCUCCCUUCCCUCAGCUCCACUCUCUGAGGCUGCAUUACUGUAACUUGGACUUGCAACGCACACAGCCUGGCCAGCAGGAGGCACUUCAAGACAUGUCUAAAGGGCUGGGUUCACUGAAGAAACUUAAGAGAUUAUGUCUGACUGCACUCCGACUGCCAGGACAUCUGCAUUUGCUUCUCAGCUCUCUUUCCCAGCCUCUGGAGGUGCUGGAGCUGCCAUACCUGUGCCUGACCUCCACCGACCUGGCCUACCUCUCAUGCAGCCAGCAUGCUCCAUUCCUGAGAGAACUUGACCUGAGUGAGAACUGGCUUGAUGAAUCCUCCCUGCCCUCUCUGUGCCGUCUCUUAGGUCAAGCUGAAAGCACUCUCACCCAGCUUUCACUAUGUGGUUGUGGCCUCUCAGACUCUCUCCUCGAAGCACUUCUCCCUUCCCUGUCCUGCUGCCGGGCUUUGCGUAGCUUAAGACUGGCCUUAAACCCGCUCUCCAGGAUGGGGCUGCUUUCCUUGGCCCGUACAGCUGCUGGCUUCCGUUCCCUUCGUCUGCUGCUCUAUCCCAAUCCUCUAGAGGAAUAUGAGCCUGGUCUGCCGGCUCUCCCCUCCAGUGCUCAGCUGCUGGGCUGGCCUCUGCUUGAGGAGGCAGAGGGCAGGAACUUGACGCUGAGGUUGUUGGAUGAAGUUCUGAGCUCAAGAGGGCGUUCACGUGACCUUCUUGUGACAUCAGACCUCCUGAACUAUAGCCCAGACUUGGCAUUGGAUGAUUAGAGUGUUUGUGCACAAGUGUGCAUCUCUGCUAUAAAAUGCUGGAAAUCUUCCAGGGCCCUCAGAACAAGUGGUUGACAAUCAAAAUCAUGUUCAAACUAGCAGUGUCAGCUUAUUAAAUUGUGGAAUGUUUUUCCUCAUUGCCAAGAAUUUCUCAUUAAUAACAAAUCCUAGCUCUUAUAAUAAUUUUAAACACCUGGUGAGUCAAAACCUUAGCAUUACAUUAUAUGCAGCUUUCAUAGAAUAUUUUUAAUUUUUGUUCUAAUGCUUUGCAUCAUACUGAAGAGAACUGUGUCCAGAGUUUGUCUUUUUUACUUUAUAAGUCCUUCAGAACUAUUGAUCAUUGAGGGUAGAUUCAAAGCAAUCCAAUAUUAGCAAUCUGUUUGAACUUUGUAUGAAUCUUCAUAUAUAGAGGAUGAUGAUAUGGUGCUGUAAUGUGAAACUGGUUUCUUAAUACUCCGCUUCACUGUCUUUAAUGGCACAGUCUUAAUUGUCAACGUCUUUUGGUAGAAGCUGAGCUAGGUGCACUUGUAAAAUGUGCCAAAGUGGGAUUUGGGUUACAGUAAGUGUACUUUCACUUCCCAAACUGAUAUGGAUUUCUCCUCAAAAACCAGCAUCUAUGUAUCCCCCCUUCCAAAUAAACAGAAACCUAAACUGUUCAUAAACAUCAUUGUUAAAUGUAAU
Myxocyprinus asiaticus (Chinese sucker) is the source of this 2779-nucleotide messenger RNA. RefSeq names its product leucine-rich repeat-containing protein 14-like. Lineage: Eukaryota; Metazoa; Chordata; Actinopteri; Cypriniformes; Catostomidae. Bases 353 to 2098 code for a protein of 581 amino acids. The transcript has 4 exons. The record is from RefSeq and is a predicted model, not a curated record. Gene Ontology annotation, cellular component: cytoplasm.